AGGCACCCCUCAAACAAACCCAGUACCGAACAGGCAGCCAUCGGGCCCAGAAAGGUCAUCCCUCAGAUCAUCUUCAGUGUUACUGCUCUACGACCAGAGUUUGAGACUGAGUUAUCCUGAUUUUCCUAGAGGCAACACCUUCCAGCUAUGAAGAAGUGCCUAUAAUAUGAUUCUCAGAGAAUAGAGCAUGAGGUGACCUUGAGAUAUGGAUAUGGUGGAUGGGUACAGCUGGAUCAUCACUGCAAGGGAUUCCAUACUGAAAACUAGAGGGAUAAGGGAUAGAAGGAUUGGCUACUUUGCAUUUUCAGAGUGGCAGUGCCUCUCCCUGUUGGAGUAACCUUAUAAAGAAAAGAGUACCCGAUCUUCUUCCUUGCUCCUUUUUGUGGUUUGGCCAAUUCAUUCAUUCCCUAUAGAGACUCAGCUUGAGGGAAGCAAGACUUGCAUCUUCCAGGGUUUUUUCUUUAGAAAAAUAGACAAUUCUAAAUAACACCGACUUUGUGAGGAAAAAUAAAGUGGCCUUUGGAGAGAGAGAAUUCCCUUUCUUGAAGGGUCAGGAGCCUGCCUUGCACGGAGCUGUUUAAUGCCAAGGUGAAGGAGUAGCUGCCGUGUUUUCUCAUGUGGUCUUCAAUUUUUAACUGCAGGUGGAGUGUUCCUCUGUCCAAUGCAUCUGCUGCAUGACCUCACUUAGCCACCCCAAAUGCACAGCGCCAGGUGGAUCUUCUGGCUUUCAUCCCUUCCCACUUAUCCCUACAGUAGCUUCAAACAGCUGGGAAAUACUCAGGGCUUGCAAGUGUUGAUGAGUUGUGUCCCAUCCAUUUGUGCAAGUGUCAGCCAGCAGAAAGCCUAGUGUGCCUGUCUGUCCAUGUUCAUAACAGCAUGUGGGUACCUCCAACUUAACAAUUUACUUUGCUUAAUGUGAUGACAUUGUACAUCCUCAACCUCUUUGAACAAUUCACAAAUCAACGAAAAAAUGAAGUUUAAAAGGUUUCCAUGUUCAUAAAGGAACAAUAUUAUGUUUCAUGCCUGUGAUAAUAUCUUGAACUUCAUACAUUUGGGAAUUGGUGGCAUAUGGGAAAGGUAUUACACUAAUUGAGGUCAUGGGUUUAUACUGUGAUAAAGUUUUGCUUGGGUUUUUUUUCCCAAAUACAAAUUCUUCAAUAAUUCCUUUUUUUUCCCAAGGAGAAAACAUAACCUGAAGACAACAUAACAGGUCUGCUUUUGUCUCAUUAUCAAUGGCGAUAUGAAACAACUGGACUGAAAGUAACUGAGCUGUACAGUUAUUUCUGUAGUUACUGGAAUCACUGUGAUGCUAUUAAGGGAACAUAUACACACCCAAAGGGAAAAUUUAGCACAGAUUUAAUUAGAGCACUGUUUUGAGGUCAAAAUUUGGUUUGAGGAUAAACUCGGAUUGAGGUACCUGAUAUCUUUUCCGUAUAAAUGUAGAAUGACAUACCUUGCAAUAGAAAGGGGAUUUUUUUUAUUAUGAAGACUAAAUCUGAACUAUAAGUGAUUGUUUAAUUAAUGUCUAUUUUUAAAAUAGUCUUUGUUUAAAAAUACCUACUGCAUAAAAAUAACAAUAUUUUGUCACUGAAUUUCCAUAGGGAGCACAAUAUACUCAAGCAACUAUAAAUUAGCAUGUACUGCUUUGUCACAUUCAUAAUAUAUGAAAAUGUCAUUUCACAGGGACAGGCAAAGAUGAUGAAGGAUGGAAAGGUUUUUAGAGUUAUUCAAGAGAACUGCUGGGAUCCAGAAGUACGAAUUAAAGAGAUGGACCUGUCAGGGGUCACAGUCCAAGCCCUUUCCACAGUCCCUGUGAUGUUCAGCUACUGGGCCAAACCUCAGGAUACUUUAGACCUAGCCCAGAUAUUAAACAAUGACUUGGCUGCUACAGUAAAGAAGUACCCCAAGAGGUUUGUGGGUCUGGGCACGUUACCCCUGCAAGCUCCAGACCUGGCUGUGAAGGAAAUGCAUCGCUGUGUGAAGGAGCUGGGAUUUCCUGGAGUGCAAAUAGGAUCCCAUGUCAACGAGUGGGACCUGAAUGCCCCAGAGCUGUACGAUGUUUAUGCUGCUGCUGAAAAAUUGAAUUGCUGUCUCUUUGUGCAUCCCUGGGACAUGCAGAUAGAUGGGAGGAUGUCCAAAUAUUGGUUUCCUUGGCUAAUAGGCAUGCCAACAGAAACAACCAUGGCCAUUUGCUCCAUGAUUAUGGGUGGAAUUUUUGAAAAAUUUCCUAAGCUGAAAGUUUGCUUUGCACAUGGAGGUGGAGCUUUUCCAUACACAGUGGGGAGAAUCUCCCAUGGAUUCAACGUGCGCCCUGACUUGUGUGCGAUGGAUAACAAGGUGGAUCCAAAGAAAUACCUUGGCUCAUUUUACACAGACUCUCUUGUCCAUGACCCUGGUGCACUAAGGCUGUUAACAAGUGUCAUAGGAGAGGACAAAGUCAUUUUGGGGACAGAUUACCCUUUCCCACUUGGGGAACUGGAACCUGGAAAAUUGAUUGAUUCGAUGGAUGAUUUUGACCAUAAACUGAAGGAUAAACUCAAGGCUGGAAAUGCUCUGGAAUUUUUGAGUCUUAGCAGAAAACAAUUUGAAUAAUUAUGAAGAUACUAAAGAGGCUAAACUAUGGAAACAAUGCUGGAUCCUUCGGGAUGCUUCUGUUGCCAUGUGCAAUUGUACAGGUGAAAAAGAAAUUUGACAAGCAUCUAACAGUCUCCCAUAGGUACUGGAAAUGAGUAUGCACAGGUAUUGCUGUGCAUUUGAGGAUUUAGGCUGUUUUAAACAACUCUGAAAUCCCUGCUUUCAUAAUAAAGGAGAGAUUUCACCUUUUGCAGUUGUAAUAAGAAUCUCUGAAUUAUAAUCAAUGCCAUGUUAUUAGGACUUGAUUCUCAGGAAGGAAAGAGCUGAGAAAACUAUGUACCCAUUACAUUUCAGUCUUUGUUAUGAGCAAUAAACAGAAUUUGAAAGAAUCUUAAAACAGAAUUUAAGCAGAACUUUGUUGGUGCCCAAUAAAAGGUAACACUUGUCUGUAUCCACUGCUGGGAAGUUCAUCAUGUCACACUCAGCUCAGCACUACAAGGGUGGGCACUGAUGCUUUGUCAGUGUUGUGACAGGAUGAAAAAGUCUAUGUGGGGAACUUUACAUUUCAGCUGCCACCUACACCACUGGCAACUUAUUCAUCAGAAACAAUCUGGACAAUAUGGUUGUAGGUGCAGAAAUGAUGUAUUUUGUGUGGGUAAUACUUGAUAUGUCACUGUCACUAUCAAAAUAAAUACUAGUGUUUAGCAACAGUA
Pipra filicauda (Wire-tailed manakin) is the source of this 3287-nucleotide messenger RNA. RefSeq names its product aminocarboxymuconate semialdehyde decarboxylase (gene ACMSD). NCBI's taxonomy places the organism in Eukaryota, Metazoa, Chordata, Aves, Passeriformes, Pipridae. Gene Ontology annotation, biological process: secondary metabolic process. Bases 1636 to 2592 code for a protein of 318 amino acids. Gene Ontology annotation, molecular function: hydrolase activity; carboxy-lyase activity. Gene Ontology annotation, cellular component: cytoplasm; cytosol. The transcript has 12 exons. The record is from RefSeq and is a predicted model, not a curated record.